Molecule: messenger RNA, 552 nt
Organism: Gamsiella multidivaricata
Lineage: Eukaryota; Fungi; Mortierellomycota; Mortierellomycetes; Mortierellales; Mortierellaceae
Exons: 5
Coding region: 1-552 (183 amino acids)
Cellular component (GO): cytoplasm
Molecular function (GO): oxidoreductase activity, acting on the CH-OH group of donors, NAD or NADP as acceptor
Source: RefSeq, a predicted model, not a curated record
AUGAAUCUGCAGGUCAAGGUCGCCAUCGUCACCGGUGCCUCUUCAGGCUUCGGGAGAGCUCUCGCGACCCGUAUUAUCGGAAAAGGAGCCAAAGUCAUUCUUGCAGGCAAUGAUAUCAAGGACGGAGAACGCCUUGCGGACGAGUUGAACUCUGGCAAAGACGCCAAAGUGGCCCACUUUGCCCAGUGUGAUGUAACCAACUAUAGUCAGCAGGCAGAGAUAUUCAAAGCGGCGGAGACGUACUUUGGAAGAGUCGACAUUGUCGUCAACAAUGUGGAUACUCGCCUGGACAUCCAAGCAUUAAAGAAGCACGAAUGUGGCGAGACCACCAUCAACACAACUUCAUUGGCUGGUCUGUACCCUCAACCGAUGACGCCUAUCUUCUCUGCAGCCAAGUUUGGCGUCAUUAACUUCAUGCGCUCGUUCAAGGAUUUUGGCUACAAUAUUCGCGUCAACACCGUUGCACCUAGGCAAAUGCUACCUUUGGAAUGGCUGCGUCUAUCUUUCAAGUAUCAUUUGUUCCUGUGGAGCAGGUCAUCGACGCCUUCAUGA